Neomonachus schauinslandi (Hawaiian monk seal) is the source of this 398-nucleotide messenger RNA. Its product is annotated as NADH dehydrogenase [ubiquinone] iron-sulfur protein 5-like. The record is from RefSeq and is a predicted model, not a curated record. Gene Ontology annotation, biological process: mitochondrial respiratory chain complex I assembly. The coding region runs from base 39 to 359 and encodes 106 amino acids. Lineage: Eukaryota; Metazoa; Chordata; Mammalia; Carnivora; Phocidae. The transcript has a single exon.
CGGCCAGCAAGAGUACAAGGGCAUGGUGGCGUGAUGCCAUGCCUUUCUUUGAUGUGCAGAAAAGGCUGGGCCUUAACUUAGAUCAUUGGAUGACAAUCCAAAGUGCUGAGCAGCCUCACAAGAUUCCAGGUCGAUGCCAUGCUUUUGAAAAAGAAUGGAGAGAAUGUGCGCAUGGAAUCGGUGGUACCCGUGCAGAGAAAGAGUGCAAGAUAGAAUUUGAUGAUUUCAUAGAAUGUCUACUUCGGCAGAAAACGAUGAAAUGUCUGAGUGACAUCAGGAGGCAGCGAGAUAAACUAAUAAAGGAAGGGAAGUACACACCUCCACCUCACCACUUGGGCAAGGAGGAUCCUAGGCCUUGAGCGGAUCUGCUGCUGAUGGCUGGAGGCUGAUUUUCAUGU